AUGCACUCCAAGACGUUUAUUCAUCAGCUGCAUGCGCUUUUAGAGGAGCCGCAACUGCAGCCGUGGAUAACGUGGUCACCAGAUGAUGAGUCAGUCUUUAUUGUAAGGCCUUACGAUCGACAGUUCAGCUCUUUGGUGCUGAAAAGAUACUUUAAGCAUGGCAACAUCAGUAGUUUUGUUCGUCAAUUACACAUGUAUGGUUUUCACAAGUUAUCGAAAGUACCUGAUAGUAGCUCUGGUAGCUCUGGCAGCUCUGGCAAGUCUGACGACUCAGGUAAUUCUGGCUCCCCCGGAAGCAGUAGUGGCAAAAAAAGCAACACUCCCAAGGAUCAGAGCUCUACUAAAUGGUAUUUUACACACCCAUUGGGUUUCUUCAAAAAAAGUGCUGAUGCAGCAACACUGAAGAGAAUUCAAAGGAAAAGCGCAGGUGUCGGUAAAGAUGGUAAGAGAAAGAACGUUUUAUCAACUGUAUGUGUAAACUAUAUUGAGCCUACGUCAGUAGAUAACAAUAACACAUCGGAAAGAAGCACCGGUGAACAAGAUCUAACAAGAUUACGGCAACAGCAGCUCUCGCCAUUGACACAAAGCACCACUGCUCAAAGAUCUCACCAGCAACAGUCGCUGCUGCAACCACAACCGCUAGUGAACAAUCAAAUACGACCGCUAGUGAAAAAUCAAAUGCAUCCUCACUCAUUAAUACAACCCAAUAUCCCACUGCCAAUGCAACCUCAAAGACAGCUGCACCUGCAACCUCAAUUGAAACCACAUUUGCAAGGGGCACCUGAUUUGCAAGAAUUUAAUGCAGGCUUAAGUCCACUAAAUGAUCGAAAACACUAUGGAUCCCUUCCGCAAUUGCCAGUUGUAGGAUCAUCUUACGGUCGUGUUCGACAGCAUGAACAUGGCUCGCAUCAAUCACUCUUACCAUAUAUCCAUCGAAAGGAUCAUCUUUUUGAAAAACCAAGAACGAUAUCAUCACCAGAAAUUUUACAGCGCUCCGCUCUGCAAAAGAAUCUGGCUGCAUUGCCAGCGGCUACAAAAAGCUCUGUGUCUAUGGCCAUGGCUCCCAGAACUUCUACCCCUACUCAAACUUUGAAUCCACAACUGCAUCCCUUGGGUUAUUAUUUUCCGAACAGCCAGUAUUCUGUAAAUAGAGGUCAGUUUCCAGCACAUUUUUCAACCCCAUCUUCAGUAGUCUCUUCAACAGGAACUAUAGCAUAUCUACCAUAUUUCGAUCAACGUCUGGAGUCAGGUAUACGAACAUUACAAAAUUCAGUACUGACACUAGCAGACAUGUUGCCCUCGAUGUGUAAAGAUAUCACCAAACAAACAGAGCCGGAUAAUCAGCCUAAUUUUGAAUAUUACAUGAAAACUAUACAAAGUCUGAAGGAUGACAUCCUUGCAGAAAACGCAUGUACGACUGACUCGAGGUAUUCCCAAUCAUCAUUCGGCGGGACAACUGCAUCGUCUUCGAUAUCUCACCCCACUGCUGCUACUGUUGGUUUGAAUAUCGAUGAGUCGACAGCUGCCUCCAUAAACCAUAUAAGUAUGAGACCACAACAAAAAUCAGGCAGUAGUCCCACUGGUAUCUCAGAGAUCGAUAAAAGUAAACCUGAUACAGCUACCUCACGAUCAUACACUAAUUCAUUUUCCCCAUCUUCAAAUUCGAAAACAUAG
Molecule: messenger RNA, 1674 nt
Organism: Zygotorulaspora mrakii
Lineage: Eukaryota; Fungi; Ascomycota; Saccharomycetes; Saccharomycetales; Saccharomycetaceae
Gene: MGA1
Product: Mga1p
Exons: 1
Coding region: 1-1674 (557 amino acids)
Biological process (GO): regulation of DNA-templated transcription
Molecular function (GO): sequence-specific DNA binding; DNA-binding transcription factor activity
Source: RefSeq, a predicted model, not a curated record